CUGCAGCAGAGCUGCCAGGAGCAGAAAGAAAGGCUUCCAAGUACUAGCACUACUUAGGGAAACGGGGGCAGAUGGAUCUGGGAUGUGACGGGCACCAGGAGGCUGCCUCCCCAAAGGACAUUUAGGAUCAAAGCCAUUUUCUUUCCUUGGUCUAUUUUGCGUGGUUCGGCGCCUAAAGCACAUCUGAGAACAGGUAGCGGACAAGAUUUACCUGCGAGGACCAGAAACAUGCACUGUGCCAUCCAGAAGGCAGAGGUGCUGGACGGGGCUCACCUGAUGCAAGUCCUCUGGGACGAUGGCGGGGAGUCUCUCUACCCCGCCGUGUGGCUGAGAGACAACUGCCAGUGCCCGGACUGCUACCUGGACUCUGCGAAAGCGCGCAAGCUUCUCGUGGAAGCUCUGGAUGUGAAUAUUGGUAUCAAAGCCUUGAAGUUUGACAGAAAAAAGGUGCAUAUCACGUGGCCAAAUGAGCAUUACAGUGAAUUUGAAGCUGAUUGGCUGAAGAAAAGAUGCUUUUCCCGGCAAGCCAGAGAAAAUCUCCAAAGAGAAUUGUUUUUGCCAGAAUGUCAGCACUGGGGCUCGGAGCUCCAGCUCCCGACGCUGGAUUUUGAAGACGUUUUAAGAAAUGAUGAGCAUGCAUACAACUGGCUCUCGAGCCUCAAGAAAGUAGGCAUAGUGCGACUCACGGGAGCAGCUGACAAGCGAGGAGAAAUUCUAAAACUUGGGAAAAGAAUUGGUUUCCUUUAUCUCACAUUUUAUGGACAUACUUGGCAAGUGCAAGACAAAAUUGACGCAAACAAUGUGGCCUACACAACGGGGAAGCUAAGCUUUCACACUGAUUAUCCAGCCCUCCAUCAUCCACCUGGGGUUCAGCUUCUGCACUGCAUAAAACAGACAGCCACGGGGGGGGAAUCAGAAAUCGUAGAUGGAUUCAACGUGUGCCGGAAGCUCAAGGAACAGAAUCCCCGUGCGUUCCAGAUUUUGUCCUCCACCUUUGUAGACUUUACUGACAUUGGAGUGGAUUACUGCGAUUUCUCUGUACAGUCCAAACACAAAAUUAUAGAAUUAGAUGAUAAAGGUCAAGUGGUUCGCAUCAACUUCAAUAAUGCAACUAGAGACACGCUAUUCGACGUACCUGUUGAAAGAGUUCAGCCUUUCUAUGCUGCUCUGAAGGAGUUUGUUGACCUCAUGAACUGUAAGGAAUUCAAGUUUACUUUCAAGAUGAAUCCAGGUGAUGUUAUUACUUUUGAUAACUGGCGCUUACUUCACGGCCGAAGGAGCUACGAAGCUGGAACUGAGAUAUCCCGCCACCUAGAAGGAGCUUAUGCCGACUGGGAUGUGGUAAUGUCAAGGCUUCGCAUCUUAAGGCAGAGCGUCCAGAACAGAAACUGAAUCCCCGUCUGUAAUUUCAGUAAGACUCCAGCAGGUGUAUUCCAUAAGAUAUGGCAAUGUUAUUUGUCUUCACAGACCAUGAUCUGUUCAUUCACAUAUUAAUUUCUUUACCAUUGAACAUGUCACCUUUCUCACGAGAGUUUUCUUUUCUUCAUAAUCAUAUGCAAUGCCAACUGGUCAGAUGCUGUAGCGUGCUCUCUCCUUUCUCGAUGAAACAUCCCUUCUGUUCUGUUGCACGUCUGGUCUGAUUUUUUUUUGCCCGUUUAAGAGUCUUCAGAAUGCCUGAGAAUAGUUGUGUAUCAAUAAAAUCAUUCUUCAAGUACAGCCUUUUUUAAAAUAAAGCUUUUGUUUCAAAUAAAGCUUGUAUUUCAAAUGAAA
This is a messenger RNA of Equus quagga, 1770 nucleotides long. RefSeq names its product gamma-butyrobetaine hydroxylase 1 (gene BBOX1). Bases 229 to 1392 code for a protein of 387 amino acids. The transcript is spliced from 8 exons. NCBI's taxonomy places the organism in Eukaryota, Metazoa, Chordata, Mammalia, Perissodactyla, Equidae. Gene Ontology annotation, molecular function: gamma-butyrobetaine dioxygenase activity; iron ion binding. Gene Ontology annotation, cellular component: mitochondrion. Gene Ontology annotation, biological process: carnitine biosynthetic process. The record is from RefSeq and is a predicted model, not a curated record.